Molecule: messenger RNA, 1093 nt
Organism: Penicilliopsis zonata CBS 506.65
Lineage: Eukaryota; Fungi; Ascomycota; Eurotiomycetes; Eurotiales; Aspergillaceae
Exons: 2
Coding region: 12-1034 (340 amino acids)
Molecular function (GO): hydrolase activity
Source: RefSeq, a predicted model, not a curated record
AAUAUCACAAAAUGAAGUCUGUUAUUCUGCAACACUUUGCGCCCUGUUCGAAAGAGACGGAGCAGCAGCGGGUGCAAGAAUCCGAGGAGUAUGAGCGCAAGAAGACCAAGAAAGUGCAUUUCUGGGAUUGUCGCGAUGCACAGGAAUACCGACAGCUGGAGAAGGAAGGCAAAGGCGUGUUCGACAUGCCCGUCUACGAUCCGGAUGCACAGGUCAUCGAUAUACAGUCGACUCCUCGCCCUGACGAUCCCGUCCAUGACAUCCCCGUGAGGAUCCUCCGACCCAAGGGAGCCCCGAGGGGGAUACUGAUGUUCAUUCAUGGCGGAGGCUUCGUCAUCGGCUCCUCCUCCUUGCAUGAUAAUGUGCUGCGGCUUCUGGCCGAGCAGACGGAUCUCAUUGUAGCCUCGGUGGAAUACCGCCUCGCGCCAGAAUACAAACUGCCUGCGGGCUCGUACGACUGCGUGGACGCAGCCAUGUAUCUGUUGUCGCCGGACUGCGAGAAGACGCUGGGCAGCACCUUGUCGUUUAUCUGUGGCGAGUCCGCCGGGGGGUAUUUGACUGUGCAGACGGCUCUGAUGCUGAGGGACGCGGGCAUUGAUGUGCGCAAGCGCCUGGCGGGGAUCAUGCCCGUGUAUCCUAUUGUCGAUCUGUCCUUCCUGCCGAGCGUGCGCGCGGGAACUGCAAGUGGACAGGGCGUGCCCAUGCCAACAGACGAUGCAGACCGGAACUUCAUUGCCCUGUCCCUGCCGCGUGAAGUCUGGACAUCCAAGGACAAGAUCAAGAAUCCGAUAUACUCGCCUCUAUAUGCAAAUCUCGGCGAUAUGCCUCCUGCCAUGAUCACUGUGGGCGCCAUCGACAGCCUGUUGGAUGAUAGUAUCCUGCUGGCGGCCAGGUGGGAGCUGGCGGGCAAUCAGGCAGAGCUGAAGAUCUACCCGGGCUCGCCGCAUGGUUAUCUGGUUGUUGACUUGGAUGUCACCAAGGAGGCGAUUGCAGAUCUUGUUGACUUUAUGAAGGGGAGGCUAAACAGCUCUUGAUCCAUUGAAAGAUCCUACAGUGUAUUUAGUAGAUAUAUUAUGUUAGUAUAAGAUAUGAG